Molecule: messenger RNA, 1080 nt
Organism: Phytophthora nicotianae INRA-310
Lineage: Eukaryota; Oomycota; Peronosporomycetes; Peronosporales; Peronosporaceae
Exons: 4
Coding region: 81-773 (230 amino acids)
Cellular component (GO): nucleus
Molecular function (GO): S100 protein binding; ubiquitin protein ligase binding; tubulin binding
Source: RefSeq, a predicted model, not a curated record
GAAAAUGUUCUAGAAAAAACGCUUUGUUGCCUUUCAGGCGUCACUUUUGAAUCGGAUCGCAAACCAACAAGCAACAUAUCAUGGCAGGCAUGACGAACACUUUGGCGGCGGAGGUCGCGGAGCUACAGACGCUAUUGGCGCAAACCAAGACGAGCGGCAACCGCCGCGACCUGGAGCAGCUGCUACAGCGCAAACAAAAAACUCUGGAGGCUGCCAAGUCCCAACAGGAGCAGCCCAUGGAAGUGGAUCCACAACCCGUCAAGGUGGCGGCGACUCGACCUGCAGCUAGCGACCUCACGACGUUUACGGAGAUUAGCCGCUUCGGCUGGGAGGACGACGGCUACGGCAAGGAGAAGGUGGCGGUCUACGUCAUGUCGGGCAUCGACGGGGUUGGCAAUUUGCCAAAGGAGAAUGUGACGUGCCACUUCACGAAAACGUCGUUUGAUCUCAAGAUUGUUGGACUGGAUAACAAGAAUUUCCGACUGUUCAAGCAGCAUUUGGAGAAGGAGAUCGACCCAGCUAAGAGCUCGUUCCGCGUGAAGAAGAACCGCGUCACGAUCUCACUGCAUAAGGCAGACAAGAACGACACGUGGAUGAAUCUGACGGCCAAGAACCCGCUGAAGACCAGCAAGCCCGACACGAGCGAUCCUGCUGCAGGCAUCAUGGACAUGAUGAAGAACAUGUACGAAGAAGGUGACGACGAGAUGAAGCGUACGAUUGCCAAAGCUUGGACGGAGAGUCGUCAAAAGACGGAUGCUGCCAGUCCCUUUUAACGGAGCAGCGGGGUCAACGUUCAAUGCGUUUUAGCCACCCUUAAUUAUGAUCUAGUAUGCAGGCUAGAAACAUUUCCAUCUAUUCAUUUUCUACUCGGAUUUCUUCAAUCUCAUCACCACUGGUAACAACCGUGACCUCACUGUUCUCUAAUGCCUUCUUGAUCCGUUUGUGCUCUGCGCUCUUCUUCUUCACUCUGAAACUCUCGCUGGUUUCGCCCGUUUCCACCUGCAUGAGCGAUAAAAAUCCGUCUUCGUCGAUAUCAAUGACACUCCACUCGAUAUUCGGCUCAGCGACAACUUCGCUAGC